UUUGUUUGUUUUUUCUGGAUUAUGCUAACGUAUUUCUGUUUUCAGAGCCCAAAUUAAAAGUUGUUUUUUUGGCAUGUUGCAUGUGGGUUGGGAAAGGAAUUUGUCCGUGUCAGAACCUAGUUAUACAGAUGAUUCUUAACAUGUUUCAAACUUUUUUUUUCUUUUAUCAUUGUAUUUGUGGAAGUGGAAAGUUGCAGGGAGGUUUGCAGCAUAAAUGGUAUUGUUUUUCCCCCAUAGAGUUUGAACGGCCCAUAUCGGUUUCAGCCCUUCUGUUCCUGGGUGGAUCCCUCUUACUUUUCCAGGUGCGGUGGGUGGGAGCCUCAUUCUCCAGUUAGAUGUAGUCUCCCUGCUUUGCCUUAUAAAAGAAAACAAAUGGAGCAAUGUUAACUGAAUUGCCAUCUCUUUCUUCCUCCUAAAACUACCUUUGAAAGCAAAGAUUUGUGGAGGUGUUUUUGUUAAAUCUGCAAAUACAAUAAUGUUGGAUUUAUUUGCUUAAAGCAAUAAGGAAAUUCUAAUCGUGCUUUUUAUUUCACCUGAGUAAAGUGGCAACACACCUGAAAAUAUUUACAGCUUUUUGCACCCUGAAAGGGCCAUGGGUGGAAUAAGAUUUGGUUUAGAAAAACCAUUUAUACAAACUUUAGUGUUUAAAAUACAUUUCAGAAAACAAAAGGGAAGUUUUUAUUUUUAAAUCAACCUGAAAGUUGUUUUUUGGAGUUGAGUUUAUUGUUUAGUUAAUUUACCAUGAAAUCUGAAAUCUCUUAGAGCUGAAGGCCCAUGACUGUGCUUUCAUAUCUUAUAUUUAAUCUUAAGAUUUGGUUUGUUUUUGCAAAUAUAUUCUUGCAAAAGUACUGAUUCUAGUUAAUUAUAUAGCCAACUCAUCAGUAGCUGAAAACUAGGGUAUUCUCUUUUUGAAAAUGUGAAUCAGCCUGAAAAUUAUAUUAUAGCUAGAAUAGAUUACUGUCCUAAUUGUAACAAGAUGGGCUUUAAUGUGUAAGCUGCUCAUUAGCUUUAAAUUGGUAUGUCUUUAAUAAUCCUAUUUUGCACGCCCCCCCCACCCCCUGCCCCGCCAAUUUUUUUUUAAGACUAGAAUUUCUUUUCUAGAAUGAGAGUAUUUCUUGAAAGAUGAUUUCAUCUUUGUGAAGUUGUGGCUUCAGGAGGAAACCGAACUUUGUUCCUCCUUUAAAUAUAAUCUAGGCAAAGUCUGCAGGAAAUUUUUGAUGUCUGGAUCUCUUAAUUAUAACAAGUACAGUUAAAAAGAAGGAAAAAAAAUACAAUGUGUAUACUCUGUUGGGCUGUAGUUCUUGUUUAAUAUUUUUCAAAUUUUCUUUCAAAUGUUCUCUCUGCUUUGAUUUCAGCCUGGGGAGGUUUCUUAGAUCUUGAGAGUGUUGGUCAUGUUGCUGCCAGAGUGUCUGUUUCCCACUCAACCUUUAGGGGGAGGGAUGAGGGAAUCUAAAGGAGGAGUACAAAGGCAGUUUGAAAAUAGGUUCUGGAUGACUGACUGGUGGUGAUUUGGGUCCAGCUUUAAAUAGUGGGCUUUGUGUAGCUGAAGUGAGCAUCAUAGUUAACCUAGUGUCCAGGACGAUUUCCACAACUAAGGUGUUGUUUUGACGGGUGUGUAGUACAGAGCCUUUGGGGUGGUAAGAUGGAAGAUUUGUCUUUUACCUCACCUCCACUGGUUCUUUCAGGAAUUAUAAUAAGGAAUACAGAUAAGUAAAUGUUUUAUUUUUAAUUUUUUUUUGUUUUGCUCUUCGUUUUGGGGUAAAAAAUAAUGGCAGCUCUCUCCUUCCUGCUUCCUCCUUGCUGUGGUGGCUGGGAUGCUUCUUCCAUGAUUAUUUGAAUCUAGACUGGGCAGUUCUCUGUGUUAAACCAAUCAAUUUCGACCUUCUCUUAACAGUGUGAAGUGAGGGGGUCUCUCUCCCUCCUUCUCCUCCCUCUGUGAUUCACCUUCCUUUUUACCCUGCCCUGCGGCGGCUCCUCCCCUUACCUUCAUGGACGACUCAGAGGUGGAGUCGACCGCCAGCAUCUUGGCCUCUGUGAAGGAACAAGAGGCCCAGUUUGAGAAGCUGACCCGGGCGCUGGAGGAGGAACGGCGCCACGUCUCGGCGCAGCUGGAGCGCGUCCGGGUCUCACCACAAGAUGCCAACCCACUCGUGGCCAACGGCACACUCACCCGCCGGCAUCAGAACGGCCGGUUUGUGGGCGAUGCUGACCUUGAGAGACAGAAAUUUUCAGAUUUGAAACUCAACGGACCCCAGGAUCACAGUCACCUUCUAUAUAGCACUAUCCCCAGGAUGCAGGAACCGGGGCAGAUUGUGGAGACCUACACCCAGGAGGAUCCUGAGGGAGCUAUGUCUGUAGUCUCUGUGGAGACCUCAGAUGAUGGGACCACUCGGCGCACAGAGACCACGGUCAAGAAAGUAGUGAAGACUGUGACCACACGGACAGUACAGCCAGUUCCUAUGGGACCAGAUGGGUUGCCUGUGGAUGCCUCAUCAGUUUCUAACAACUAUAUCCAGACUUUGGGUCGUGACUUCCGCAAGAAUGGCAAUGGGGGACCUGGUCCCUAUGUGGGGCAAGCAGGCACUGCUACCCUUCCCAGGAACUUCCACUACCCUCCUGAUGGAUAUAGCCGCCACUAUGAAGAUGGUUAUCCAGGUGGCAAUGAUAACUAUGGCAGUCUGUCCCGGGUUACCCGAAUUGAGGAGCGGUAUAGGCCUAGCAUGGAAGGCUACCGGGCACCAAGUAGACAGGAUGUGUAUGGGCCCCAACCCCAGGUUCGGGUAGGUGGGAGCAGCGUGGAUCUGCAUCGCUUUCAUCCAGAGCCUUAUGGGCUAGAGGAUGACCAGCGUAGUAUGGGCUAUGAGGACCUGGAUUAUGGUAUGAUGUCUGAUUAUGGCACUGCCCGUCGGACUGGGACACCCUCUGACCCUCGUCGGCGCCUCAGGAGCUAUGAAGACAUGAUUGGUGAGGAGGUGCCAUCAGAUCAGUACUAUUGGGCUCCUUUGGCCCAGCAUGAGCGAGGAAGUUUAGCAAGCUUGGAUAGCCUGCGCAAAGGAGGGCCCCCACCUCCUAAUUGGAGACAGCCUGAGCUGCCAGAGGUGAUCGCCAUGCUUGGAUUUCGCUUAGAUGCUGUCAAGUCCAAUGCAGCUGCAUACCUGCAACACUUAUGCUACCGCAAUGACAAGGUGAAGACCGACGUGCGGAAGCUCAAGGGCAUCCCAAUACUGGUGGGAUUGUUAGACCACCCCAAAAAGGAAGUGCACCUUGGAGCCUGUGGAGCUCUCAAGAAUAUCUCUUUUGGACGUGACCAGGAUAACAAGAUUGCCAUAAAAAACUGUGAUGGUGUGCCUGCCCUUGUGCGAUUGCUCCGAAAGGCUCGUGAUAUGGACCUUACCGAAGUCAUUACUGGAACCCUGUGGAAUCUCUCAUCCCAUGACUCAAUCAAAAUGGAGAUUGUGGACCACGCACUGCACGCCUUGACAGAUGAAGUGAUCAUUCCUCAUUCUGGCUGGGAGCGGGAACCUAAUGAAGACUGUAAGCCACGUCAUAUUGAGUGGGAAUCAGUGCUCACCAACACAGCUGGCUGCCUUAGGAAUGUAAGCUCAGAGAGGAGUGAAGCUCGCCGGAAGCUUCGGGAAUGUGAUGGUUUAGUCGAUGCCCUCAUUUUCAUUGUUCAGGCUGAGAUUGGGCAGAAGGAUUCAGACAGUAAGCUUGUAGAGAACUGUGUGUGCCUCCUUCGGAACUUAUCAUAUCAAGUUCACCGGGAGAUCCCACAGGCAGAGCGUUACCAAGAGGCACCCCCCAAUGUUGCCAACAAUACUGGGCCACAUGCUGCGAGUUGCUUUGGGGCCAAGAAGGGCAAAGAUGAGUGGUUCUCCAGAGGGAAAAAACCUAUAGAGGAUCCAGCAAAUGAUACAGUGGAUUUCCCUAAAAGAACAAGUCCUGCUCGAGGCUAUGAGCUCUUAUUUCAGCCAGAGGUGGUUCGGAUAUACAUUUCACUUCUCAAGGAGAGCAAGACUCCUGCCAUCCUAGAAGCCUCAGCUGGAGCUAUCCAGAACUUGUGUGCUGGGCGCUGGACGUAUGGUCGAUACAUCCGCUCUGCUCUGCGUCAAGAGAAGGCUCUUUCUGCCAUAGCUGACCUCCUGACUAAUGAACAUGAACGGGUGGUGAAAGCUGCAUCUGGAGCACUGAGAAAUCUGGCUGUAGAUGCUCGCAACAAGGAAUUAAUUGGUAAACAUGCUAUUCCUAACUUGGUAAAGAAUCUGCCAGGAGGACAGCAGAACUCCUCUUGGAAUUUCUCUGAGGACACUGUGGUCUCUAUUUUGAACACCAUCAAUGAGGUUAUCGCUGAGAACUUGGAGGCUGCCAAAAAGCUUCGAGAGACACAGGGUAUUGAGAAGCUGGUGUUGAUCAACAAAUCAGGGAACCGCUCAGAAAAAGAAGUUCGAGCAGCAGCACUUGUAUUACAGACAAUCUGGGGAUAUAAGGAACUGCGGAAGCCACUGGAAAAAGAAGGAUGGAAGAAAUCAGACUUUCAGGUGAAUCUAAAUAAUGCUUCCCGAAGCCAGAGCAGUCAUUCAUAUGAUGAUAGUACUCUUCCUCUCAUUGACCGGAACCAAAAAUCAGAUAAGAAACCUGAUCGUGAAGAAAUUCAGAUGAGCAAUAUGGGAUCAAACACAAAAUUGCUAGAUAACAACUAUUCCACACCAAAUGAGAGAGGAGAUCACAAUAGAACACUGGAUCGAUCGGGGGAUCUAGGCGACAUGGAGCCAUUGAAGGGAACACCCUUGAUGCAGGACGAGGGGCAGGAAUCUCUGGAGGAAGAGUUGGAUGUGUUGGUUUUGGAUGAUGAGGGGGGCCAGGUGUCUUACUCCUCCAUGCAGAAGAUUUAGCACCACUAUCUCCGUUCCAUCUGGGCUUAUAUGUACUUUUAUUUUUUGGUGGUGAAAUGGACAAAAUGAUGAUUUUCCUUUUUCUUCGCUGGACUAUUGUGCCAACUGCCAGGCUGCCUCCUGCCCUUACAGCCCAAGUGACUGCCUUCUUUCCAUCAGCUCCCAACUUCUUCCGGUGAAGUUUAAUUGCCCCAGUGCCUCCCCCUUCCCCAUUCCCUCCGUUUUCUCCCAAGAAGCCUGAUUCAGUUGUUUGCAUAUCUUGAGAAACUGCUGCAGAUUAGUUCUUUUUUUGCCAGUUCUCCUUGGAACUCCUGGCAUUUUGUGGAGGGAGGGAGGGAGAGAAUGGGAAUCUUCACUGGAAGCCAUGGAAAGAAUUGGAAGUUACAUGCUGUGUAUGCAAUGUCCAGCAGUCUGGUAAACUGAUGACUCUUAAUCAAGAUUUUUUUCCUGGUGGGGAAGGGACUUUUCUUUUAGAGAGGGGAAAGUGUGAGCUCUUCCCUUACUCCUAAUGGCUAUUUUUGAAGCAAAGAAGGCUGGCAACAUUGGCACAUUCCACCUGGCAAAAGACCCUUGAGUAAGUGAAGGUCUCCUAGAACUGGGAUUAAGAAACCUUGCUCUCCUCAUCUCCAAGGCAGGGACCAUCAAGAACCUACAGACUCCAUCUCUUCUGCAAGUCUCAUGCCAACCCUGGGCUACUGCUGCUGCCCCUUAACAGAGGCUGUCCUUAACCCACCUCUCCUGCCCUGCGUUAUGUCUGCUGAGUUGGCCUGGCCAUUUCCAAGAGGCUGUAGAAAGGGGAGAAUGGCAAGGAAGACUUUUGGUUUAGAAGGAGCAGAAAGAUGUGUUUUGGGGAUGAAGAAGACCUCUAGGAAGAGCUCAUAGGAAUGUACAUGAAGCAAUUAGUCUGAAACUGGCAGGAAGCUUCAAAGCUGGCUUCCCCCCGCCCCCGUUUCUCCUUUUCCUAUCCUUAUAGGCCUGUCCCUUGCCUCUGCCCUGGAUUGGUUGGCAAACUAAAGGACUUGAUGUACAUAACUCUUGUCCCUUUUACCCUUAAAAGGUGGGGAUUGCCCCUGGCUUUGCCUCUUCUUUGUGCCUUUGGCCUGGGGUGCAUCUCCUCCCACCCUUCCAUGUGCCUUUCUUUGCCUCUGCAGUCUCAUUUCUCAUAAUUUUGCAAAUUAUAUUUUGUUGCUUUCUUACCUACUGUUGGCCCCAAAUAGCAGAAAGAAGAGAAGUGACCUAGAGAACCUCAAAUUCUCCAGUGGGGAUUGGUAUAGCCAUGAUUUCAGUCAUAGCAAGCUUUUGCUCAACAGCAUAUGGGUAGGAUUUUGCAAAAAUCCUAUUCUGAUGAAUCUCAAAGUAAGGUUGGUGAGAAGUGAGUGGUGUGACUCUUAACUCCUUAGGUGCCCAGAAUUUACCAUUAUUGCUGAAGGAGAACUGAUCUCUCCCCAAUUCUCCCCUCUCUCCAGUAUUGCCCCCUCCCACUUUAGCAUAUAUUAAUUAGCAGGUUGGGCUAGAGAAAUCAGCUGCUAUGCGGGUUGAUUAUUAUUAUUUUUUAAAUCCUUUUCCUUAUUUGCCUUCUCCCCUUAAUCUAAUCUAAAAGCUCUGUUCCAUGCAACUGGAGUUCUUUAUUCCUCUCUUCCCCUUCCCUUAUGUAUUGAGGCUAUGGGGUAGGAGAAAAGUGCACAACCCACCACUCCCUUUACUUGUGCAUUAAAAUUCCUUAUUUACCUUUUUCCCACUUCCCAUUUCCUCCCACUUUCAUCUACCUUUUCUGGCAAAAAGGAGCCUUUUGCUCUCUGUGACCCUAAGAGCACACUGCUCAGGGGAAAUUGACUCAUCCAGACCUGGCUCCGCUCUUGAUUUCUCUUGUCUUCUGCUCUUUUUCUGGUGCUCUUUUUUCUCGGUGGGGUGUGGGUAAUAGAACAGCCAUGGGCUUUUGGGGACCUUUAACUUUUUUUUUUCCUCUUUUGUUUAUAAAAACACUAAACAUUCAAUUCCAGAGAACCAAAAAUCCCACCUUCCCACCGAACACUACUAAGGGGCUUGUGUUCUGCUCCAUACCUUUUCUCUUUUCUUUCUCUCUUGUUAAUGCUUUUAAAAACAAAUGAGUUUUUUAUAUAAAUAAAGUUUUUAAAGUGUGUA
Callithrix jacchus (white-tufted-ear marmoset) is the source of this 7034-nucleotide messenger RNA. It is a transcript of the gene CTNND1, whose product is annotated as catenin delta 1. Gene Ontology annotation, cellular component: adherens junction; nucleus; plasma membrane. NCBI's taxonomy places the organism in Eukaryota, Metazoa, Chordata, Mammalia, Primates, Cebidae. The record is from RefSeq and is a predicted model, not a curated record. Gene Ontology annotation, biological process: cell-cell adhesion. Gene Ontology annotation, molecular function: protein binding.